UCGGAUCUGGUAUCUGCAACUCGUGAUCCCGCCAAAUCCUUCAAUUGCCGCGUGUCUGGAGUGAUGAUGCUAGCUUUCUUGCCACCGCGGAGUGCUUCCGAACCGCCUGCCGCGGUUCUUUCAACGGUGGGACUUCCGAGGCCAACUUCAUCCAAUUACGCAGAUUCUCGUGAGAACCCGGGUAUAACUGUCACUUUUGUGUAGCUGAGGCCCUUUCUGCAUUCCUGAUCACACGACUCCAAAAUGCUGCGACCAACAUACAGACAUGCCACCAGGCAAUUGCGCACCCCACUCCGGUCUGCGGCUCUCGGUAAACGGUACCUACAUGCUCCAGUCAAGUUUGACUGGCAAGACCCAUUGAACACAAGCAACCUGUUCACAGAGGAAGAGCAAGCCAUCUCAGAGACAGCAGAGUCAUAUUGCCAAGAGCGUAUGCUGCCGAGGGUGCUAGAUGCCUACCGCAAUGAGAACUUUGACAGAAAGAUCAUUGAGGAAAUGGGUGAGCUUGGACUACUGGGCGCAAGCAUCCAGGGCUAUGAGUGUGCAGGAGUCAGCAGUGUUGCCGCAGGUCUGAUCACCAGAGCUGUGGAGAGAGUCGAUUCUGGCUAUCGUUCCGGUUACUCGGUCCAAAGCUCACUUGCCAUGGGAGGUAUCGAGGAGUUUGGAUCUGAAGAGCUGAAGGAGCGUCUCCUGCCGAAAAUGGCCAAGGGCCAACUCCUAGGUUGCUUUGGUCUGACUGAACCCAACCACGGAUCCGAUCCAGGCUCUCUGGAGACAACUGCCAAGCCACAUCCGACCAAGAAGGGCUACUACUCUCUGUCUGGAUCAAAGACGUGGAUCACAAACUCGCCCAUUGCUGACGUCCUUCUCGUCUGGGCGAAGCUGCAGGAAACGGGCAAGAUCCGUGGCUUUGUCAUUGAGCGCGACCAAUGUCCACCAGGUACUCUCGAGACUCCGCCAAUCAAGAACAAGAACGGUCUGCGGGCAUCCAUUACCGGCAUGAUCCAGCUUGACGAGUGUCCUGUGUCGGAAGCCAACAUGUUCCCAGAGGUCGAGGGUUUGAAGGGACCCUUCAGUUGUCUCAACUCGGCCAGAUAUGGCAUUGCCUGGGGUACGAUCGGUGCUCUCGAGGACUGCAUUGCGAGAACCCGCGAGUACGCCCUCGAGAGGAAACAGUUCAAGAACAACCCGAUUGCCAAGUACCAGCUUGUGCAGAAGAAGCUGGCCGACGCAACGACGGAUGCUGCAUACGGUAUUCUUGCUGCCCACCAAGUCGGAAGGCUCAAGGACGAGGGCAAAGCUGCACCUGAGAUGAUCUCUAUGAUCAAGAGACAGAACUGCGACCGAGCCCUGAUCAAUGCGCGAACACUGCAAGAAGUGUUUGGUGGAAACGCAGUAUCCGAUGAGUACGGGAUCGGAAGACAUGUUGCCAACUUGUUUGUGACGCAGACAUAUGAGGGCCAGAGCGACAUCCACUCUUUGAUCCUUGGUCGCGCAAUCACGGGUCUGCAAGCAUUCUGCUAAUGGUGAGAUAUACUCAGGUUGUUGCUGUACCACCAACAAGAAUACAUAGAAGCGCAACCAAUCACAAGCAACAUGUCAGCUGUAGGCGCCUAGCAGUGGUACGCAUGCAGGCAAUGUUUAUUUAGAAGUAAAUGCAUAUCAAACCCAGCGACUCUUGCCUCGAACGCGGCAAGUAUCACAUCUGAUUGCUCGUAUCCACAGUGCCGUUCGCCACCCGAGUAAAGGCCUCGCUAUCGCCUAAUGUCUGGUGACUAAGUCAAGUUAGAAGCAGGCGUGAAUGUCCAUGUCAGCCUUGACACAUCUUCUC
Molecule: messenger RNA, 1831 nt
Organism: Alternaria rosae
Lineage: Eukaryota; Fungi; Ascomycota; Dothideomycetes; Pleosporales; Pleosporaceae
Product: glutaryl-CoA dehydrogenase mitochondrial precursor
Exons: 4
Coding region: 244-1524 (426 amino acids)
Biological process (GO): fatty-acyl-CoA biosynthetic process; fatty acid beta-oxidation using acyl-CoA dehydrogenase
Cellular component (GO): mitochondrial inner membrane
Molecular function (GO): fatty-acyl-CoA binding; glutaryl-CoA dehydrogenase activity; flavin adenine dinucleotide binding
Source: RefSeq, a predicted model, not a curated record